AGUCAGUAGGUCGUGCAGACGAACUGCCACAUCUGCGACGAUCGCUUAUGGAAAUUAGGAAUUAUUGAAGGACUUCUUCACGUAUUUUUUUUUUACUGGUAUAUAUGAAAACUAGAGUCAUGUUUGUAAUGUGAUUCUUUAUCAAUGUAUCUAAAACAAAGGCAUGAGAGUCGCUGUUUUCUGAAUUCAAUCCACAUUUUUCCAAAGUGAAAAUGUUUAUUGUAUAAGGUUAUGAGGCAUUUAAAUAAAUGUAAGAUCAGAUGAACAGUACAGCAAAUUAACUCAAAAUGAGAUAAUGUAAAGAAAAGAAAGAAAAAAAACAGUAUUUAAAUGUUCCUCUUUCUCUCACUAUUUCGUCUGCUCAUAUGCUGAAAACGUAUUUUUAAGCUCCAGCUCCACCACCACCACCGCCGCUUUGUUAGUCGUUCCUGGGAACAAGAAUGUAUUGGGUGGAAUCUUAUAUAUUUAUAUAACAGAAAAACAUAUCGUAAAAAGUUAUUAACUUCCCGUUUGCUUAUGUUGAUUUCUUAGGAAAUAUUUGGUGGUGCUGUAGCCUUCUCUUGGGGGAUAUAUUACUGUACAUGACAAUGCAUUGAGGUUGACUGCAUCAGGACAUAAAACUGAACAAUAAGAGAAGUUGUCUAGUCUUUGAGCGCUGGCUGACAUUUAGCGAAACAGACCGUUUGAGGAGCAGCUAGUCUUCAGGAGAAUAAGUGAUUUCAAAUCAUUAAUAAUAUUACAAAAUUGUACUUUAUUUCAGAUUUAAUGAAGAUUUAUUGAAGACUCAAUGGUGUGAAAAUGAUUGAAGUUUCGGCAAGACUUCCAAGGGGACCAGUGUUCCUGGCUGGAGAAACUCUCCGCUGUGAAAUCGUAUUCACAAAUAUUUCCAGAGAUAAUGAGUACGAAAUUUUGCUUGGAGGUGGACACUGUGGCUUGGUCUAGUGUUCAGCUCAUAUGCCAGUGCUCAGUAAGUGAAUCCAGAGUGCAGUUACCUAGAACGCAGAUCAUGUCAGCUGAGGAAGCCUCAAGUACUGGGUGUGACACAUCAUUUGUUCCGAACAAAGGGGAAAGAGGUUUGACAGUGCUAUGCACAAAACCCAAGAUAUUAUUUUGUGAUCUGAAACUACAGCCUGGUGAAUCACGGACAUUUGAAUAUGAAGAUGCUAUUCCAACGGAUGCUCCACCAUCAUUCCGAGGUCAGGCAGUGAAGUAUUCUUACAAGUUUAUCAUAGGCACCCAGCGACCAGGAUCUGCGACAAAACUUUUGCGUAUUCCCUUUAGGGUGAUGGUUAUGCCCGGUUUGAAUGAUCUCAGUGUAUACAAUGAAACAGAUGAGAUUCGUCCUAGCAAUCCAUUUCUGCAUAAUCAAGGAAAAGAAAAUUCUGUACUUGAUAUAGCUCUUCAGGUUAUGGCUACUGUCACAGCAAGAAAGGCACCACACUCAUACAACAUCACCAAUGUUAAAGGGAAGGUGGCCAAGUUUAUGCUGUUCAAACAAGCCUUUAAACUUGGAGAGGAUAUUGUUGGGAUAUUUGACUUUUCCGAGGGAACUGUACCCUGUGUUCAAUUUUCAGUGACACUGCAGAGUGAAGAACAAAUAUCAGAAGAGUGUCGUCGGAAACCAGGCCAGGGGUCUGCUAUAACCUCUUAUGUGAAACAGCAGGAGAUGUGUCUGCAUACAGUCCGGACCUAUAUCAACUUACCUAUUCCAUUAACAGCCACUCCAGCUUUCAUGACAGAUAUAGUCUGCCAGCGUUGGCGACUACAUUUUGAGUUUGUGACAUCAUUAUCAGCGAUAUCAAGUGCACAAGACCUGGCAGCAAAUGCAGAACAGGGAGGUCAGUGGCGAGGUCCAGCUACCCUGGAUGUAGAAACCAUGGUGUGGGAUCUGCCCAUCAAAGUGUUUCCCACAAACCCACUACAUGCUUCUUCUGUUACACUCUUAAAGACAGACUGCACAGUACUUGUAUGAGAUUCUGCAGCUAGAAGCAUUCUGUCACCAGCAGGUAGGGGUCACAUUUUGCAGAUAUCAAUGCUGUGUGAAAUUCUGCAUCAGGAGGCUAAGAAGAAUCUAAGGAUUUCUUUCUUGUGAUAAGCAUAACCUACACUAAGGAGGCUGUCAGUCAAAACUAUGUGUGGAAUGCAAGUAGUGGCACAGCCAGUACUGGCAAAGUUUCUUUUUUCAAGUCUCUAAUAUUUUUAUGCCAUAUUGUGUAAGAUUGGGUGGAGGAAGAAUAUAUAUAUAUUCAAAAAUAUUCUUUCAUUUGUCUUGGAAGAGCACAUGGGCAUGAAACGGAUUUUGUUUGUUGGGGAAGAUAGGGUAUGGGAACUAAAGAGAUUCUGUCAUAAUUAUCUCAUGUAAUGUGUUAUGCUUAUUGGGGUUAUUGUUUUCAGUCUGAAUGGAUUUGCUUUUCUGAUGGACAGUAUUGCAUUUAGGGAGAAGGAGAUAUCCGACAUUCUAAAUCAUAUUAAUUUAGUGAAAGCUUUUUGCUGUACAGUUCUCAUUGAGUAAAGCAUUUGUGUAAGUGUU
Molecule: messenger RNA, 2530 nt
Organism: Pomacea canaliculata
Lineage: Eukaryota; Metazoa; Mollusca; Gastropoda; Architaenioglossa; Ampullariidae
Product: RAB6A-GEF complex partner protein 2-like
Exons: 8
Coding region: 896-1972 (358 amino acids)
Biological process (GO): retrograde transport, endosome to Golgi
Cellular component (GO): Golgi membrane; Ric1-Rgp1 guanyl-nucleotide exchange factor complex
Source: RefSeq, a predicted model, not a curated record